GCUAUUUUGGGGCAAAUAUGGCGGGUGUGGUUGGGAGUACAUCGCUCUUAUUGAGGACUGCUCGGGCUUUCUGCGGUCCACAGGCAGCAGCUAUAAGCAAGUUGGGAAGUACUACUCAGGCCAGAAAUUAUGGAACUGAUAGGUCAUUGGCCAGGUAUGGGGGACGUAGCACAGUCACCAUGCUGCCCGGUGCUGGGAUAGGUCCAGAGAUGAUGGGCCACCUGAAGGAGGUGUUCAGAUAUGCCGGCGUGCCAGUUGACUUCGAGGAGAUAAACGUGGACACGAGCGGCACCGACGCUGCCUCCAUGAGCGGCGCCAUCACCUCCAUCCGGCGCAACGGCGUCGCAAUCAAAGGCAAUAUCGAGUCGCGCAGCAACCAGCCGGGCACCAUGUCGCACAACGUGGAGCUGCGCAACCAGCUGGACCUGUUCGCGUACGUGCUGCACUGCCGGUCGCACCCGACCGUGCCCACGCGCCACCCGGAGAUCGACAUCGUGAUCGUGCGUCAGAACACGGAGGGCGAGUACGCCAUGAUGGAGCACGAGAACGUGCCGGGCGUGAUCGAGAGCCUGAAGGUGAUCACGCUGUCCAACUGCGAGCGGUUGGCGCGCUUCACCUUCGACUACGCUCUGGAGCAGGGCCGCAAGAAGGUGACCGCCAUCCACAAGGCCAACAUCAUGAAGCUGUCGGACGGCCUGUUCCUCGAGACGAUGAAGCGAGUCGCCAAGAGCUACCCGUCGCUCGAGUUCAGCGGCAUGAUCGUCGACAACUGCUGCAUGCAGAUGGUGUCGCGGCCCGAGCAGUUCGACGUCAUGGUCAUGCCCAACCUGUACGGCACGGUCGUGUCGAACGUGGCCUGCGGUCUGGCCGGCGGGCCCGGCAUCAUGUCCGGCAAAAACUACGGCGCCAAGUACGCGGUGUUUGAGCCGGGCACGCGCAACACGGGCAGCGCCAUGGUCGGCAAGAAUAUCGCCAACCCGUUGGCGAUGCUGAACGCCGGCUGCGACAUGCUGGGCCACCUGGGCCUGCAUCAGCACGAGCAGCUGAUCCGGCAGGCGGUGGAGCGCGCCAUCUGCGAGAGGAUCACCACGCCAGACGCCGGCGGCAACCAGACCACCACCAACGUGGUGCAGUUCAUCAUCGACGACAUCAAGGAGAACACGCGCGCCGCCCGGUGGGGCCAUGCCACUGCCUAGAUCCGACCUGCUCUCCGCUAGUAGAAGGCGCACGCCUUCAGUUUUAGACUGGCCCGCCUGCAAAAACAAGAAUGACGGCUGGAGUUUGUUCACCGUUGUUCGAAUACAUCAGUAUUUAUUCUCCCCUCUGUCAUGGUAUGUUUUGUUCACUCUGCGAACUAUUGUUCCGGUAUCCCUCUGCCUGCGCGGCUUAUGCGGCAGUAAUUUCAGUUCAUCUCUGUUUUAUCUGGUGUACACCACGGUCGUUGUUCGAUAACCGUGACCUGUGUUAUUGUACCGUGUGCAAUACCGUAUGUGUAAGUCACGUGGGGUGAGACCGAAGAGUGUUGUUACGAAAUAUGACAAAGUUCUGGUAUGA
This is a messenger RNA of Pollicipes pollicipes, 1554 nucleotides long. Its product is annotated as isocitrate dehydrogenase [NAD] subunit gamma, mitochondrial. NCBI's taxonomy places the organism in Eukaryota, Metazoa, Arthropoda, Thecostraca, Pollicipedomorpha, Pollicipedidae. The coding region runs from base 18 to 1196 and encodes 392 amino acids. Gene Ontology annotation, biological process: tricarboxylic acid cycle; isocitrate metabolic process. The transcript has 10 exons. Gene Ontology annotation, cellular component: mitochondrion. The record is from RefSeq and is a predicted model, not a curated record. Gene Ontology annotation, molecular function: magnesium ion binding; NAD binding; oxidoreductase activity, acting on the CH-OH group of donors, NAD or NADP as acceptor.